AUAUCUCUGUGGAGUGCGACAUGGAGAGGAACAGAAUGGCCGUGACCUUGACGUUCGAGCGAGACUUUGACGGCAUCCUGUACACGAAGGGUUUCUUCAAGAUUGACGAAUGCCGCCACACGGCGCCACCGUCUCGAUUCCAGAGGUUCGACAUUUCGCUGGACAAGUGUGGCAUGCAGCAGAAAUCAUCGACGGACAACUUUGGCGGCACGUCUUCCUUUGCCAACACCGUUGUCGUCAUGAAUGAGCUGGAGUGGGGAGUCCUGGAAAUGUGGGACAAGGCAUACCGAGUCACGUGCGACUUCGGCGGGGACAGAGCUAACACCGUGGACUACGGCCUCCAAGUUCCCAAUCUGGAUACGGAGAAUGUCGCUGGACUGAUGGCGAUGCCAUCUUGCCGCAUGAAGGUUGUCAGUGGAGACAACCCAAUGCUGCCAGGCACUAACGAUCUCUUCUUGGGCGACAUUGCAACACUAGUAAUCUACAUCCAGGAAAGCAGUAAGUAUAUAGCAUGCAGUUAAGCGCGACACACAUAC
This is a messenger RNA of Priapulus caudatus, 536 nucleotides long. RefSeq lists its product as uncharacterized. NCBI's taxonomy places the organism in Eukaryota, Metazoa, Priapulida, Priapulimorpha, Priapulimorphida, Priapulidae. The record is from RefSeq and is a predicted model, not a curated record.